Molecule: messenger RNA, 795 nt
Organism: Manis javanica (Malayan pangolin)
Lineage: Eukaryota; Metazoa; Chordata; Mammalia; Pholidota; Manidae
Source: RefSeq, a predicted model, not a curated record
AAAGCCCCACGGUGACAGACAGGACUGAGGGUGGGGAAGAGAUGAGCCGCCGUGCGGGGCUGGAGGCUGGUCCUUGGCCCGGUCCGCUGGAGGCAGGCGGAGGGGAGACCCUCAGGGCGGCCUGUCCGUGUCGGGCACCCUGCCCAAAGGCCAGCUGGAGAAGGGAGGCUAAUGUGUUUUAAAGCCACUUGGCCCAAAUGAAAUUAUACAACCCAGGAAGGGACAAAUCAUGUCACUGGUGAGAGUCUUUUAAAAGAACAAGUCUCUCCUGAUGCCACCCCAGGAGGGAGGCGGAUGUGGUGAGAGCGGGGGUGUUAGGGGCUAUAAGAGGGGCGAGCUGGGCCUUCCUGGUCACCGCUCAGACCACCCCGGCACCCGUGCCAUCCUCCUCGGCACAGUGGCUGCGCCAUCCCGGGUGGCAUCCACCUCCAGCUGGGCCUCAGCGAGGAGCAGGGAUGAAGGUGUUUCCGGCCUGGUUUGUGUGCCUGCUGCUGCUGGGCCUGGCCCUGCACGGGGCUGCAAGCCGAGCCCCCCAGCUCUCCAUGGAGACCCGCACCCCUGACAUUGACCCUGCCUGGUACGCGGGCCGUGGGAUCAGGCCUGUGGGCCGCUUUGGUCGGAGGAGAGCAACCCUGCAGAACGUCCGGAAGCCGAGCCUCUGGCACCUGCUGGCCUGCUUCCCCCUGGAAGGGGGCACUGAACACUCCCGGGAUGGGUGACAGUGACUCCAAAAGCCGGCUCCCAGCACCUCCCCCACCUCCACAGGCUACUUCCCCUUCGAUACUAAUAAAUGCA